AUGGCUUUGAAAAUAUUAGUCUUUGGCUCGGGUUCGAUUGGAACGGUAUACGCCUAUAUACUCUCCAGGGUCGUUUCACCAGAAAACAUUGUCUGUGUCUGCCGCUCGAAUUAUCAGGCAGGCCGUAAAAAUGGGUUCAGAAUCGACAGCAGUAUUUUCGGCCGAGGUCUCACAUUGAAGCCUCAAGUGGUGGAAACGGUCGAGCAGUCGGCUGCUUUUGGGCCUUACGAUUAUGUCUUAGUGAGCACCAAAGCCAUUUCCACGAGUCCGUCAUACCCUUCACUAUUAAGAGCCGUCGUCACACAGCCGACGACCACUAUCGUGCUCCUACAAAAUGGAAUUGACACCGAGUCUGAAUACGCCAGCAUGUAUCCCAAUAAUCCACUGUUAAGCUGCGCCGUGUAUCUUCCAGUGACACAGGUUUCGCCGGCCGUCUUCGUUCAUCAGGACCUUGAAAAGCUCCACGUCGGAACAUACCCGGCCAAUGCUCCCCAAGAGCAUAAAGAGGCGGCUGGAGAGUUCGUCCGGCUGAUUGCAAAAGGAGGCGGUUCUGCUGUCCUUCAUGAUGAUAUCCAGCUCGAGCGAUGGACCAAGCUGUUGGGAAAUGCGACGUGGAACCCGGUGUGUGCGUUGACUCGCUCGCGAGACGUCCAGUUCCUCCGGUCGUCCGGUCAUGCCAGGGAGUACGUUCGCAGCGUCAUGUAUGAGAUAUCGUCGGUCGCACAGGCUGCUGGAUAUAAGACGGUUUCUCAACAAAUGGGGGACAUGCAUAUCAGAAAUAUAGAAGCCAAGGAUCUGCCAGGCAACGAGCCGAGCAUGUUAGCAGACGCGCUGUCUGGGCGGCGCAUGGAGGUGGAUGCUCUUCUGGGCAACCUCUUAGCCAGGGCCGACCGGCACGGUGUGCAAACUCCACUACUGCGCGGGUUGUAUGCACAGAUUGCCGCCCUGGAUGAGAGCUUUGGGAGACGGAGCGGAAGUAAAAUAUAG
This is a messenger RNA of Capronia epimyces CBS 606.96, 987 nucleotides long. Its product is annotated as 2-dehydropantoate 2-reductase. Lineage: Eukaryota; Fungi; Ascomycota; Eurotiomycetes; Chaetothyriales; Herpotrichiellaceae. The transcript is spliced from 2 exons. Gene Ontology annotation, biological process: pantothenate biosynthetic process. The record is from RefSeq and is a predicted model, not a curated record. Gene Ontology annotation, molecular function: 2-dehydropantoate 2-reductase activity. The coding region runs from base 1 to 987 and encodes 328 amino acids. Gene Ontology annotation, cellular component: cytoplasm.